CAUACAUUGUCUCACUGAGUAAAUGAUUCCAAUUGAGGUGAACACCCCAAGCAUCUUAUUUGAUGACUGAGUUGCAGAGGUGUAAUUGUUGGAUAGCUGUGAGUUUUUUUCACCCCCACAGGCUUUUAGUUUGGCGCCUUUCAGCAUGUUUACUAUUUUCCUCAGCGUGCCACACGGUGGCGAUGAAGGGCAAAGCCAGUCGGAUGCCCUACCAUUUUACAGACGGAAAUCGCAGAAGAAAAUGUGUAUCUGCGCAGUGUGCGUAUUUGUCUGAACGCGACCAAAACCUUCUGCACAAAUAUUUGCUGCUUGCAAAUUUUCUUUCAGUCUUUUACAUACUAUUGGAACCGAUAAUUAUUGUGUUGCUGUGCUGAGUCGUGUUUUUUGCAGCUGCAUGCACGCGUUGGUGUUUAGCUGCUUCGGCUGUAGACAAUGCAACGGAAUGCAAGUAGGGUAAUGGCUGGUUAGCUUACCCUCUUGUCCCGGAGACAUUACAUGGACUCCUGUUACGACGCACCAUGAUGGCGGGCCUGCUGGAGACCUGAAACCCACACGCAGACAGCCGUGCUCCGUACUUUUUGAGGAUAAACUAAAACGCUGGCUGGUUGAUGGUUGCGUUUUGACGCCAUUUAGCAAUUCUCGUUUGCAGCACGAGGGGAUAAAAACGUUCUGGUAGUUGGCUACUACUGAUUAUUAGGCCUACAAUCCUUUCACCGCUGCUUAGAACAGAGCAGUUUUUUUUUGUAAUUUUGGAAACCUGUGCCAAGAUAGACAAUGUUCAAAAAUUGGGGAAAGCGUAACAAAUAUGGCACGGCGCCAAAGCGCAUCGACAGAACACAGACGCGCCAGCCAUUUUUGGAUGACAGUGACGAGGAGUCGUUGGCCAGCACCACAAGUGUGAGUUGUUCGGAGAGCGACUUUGAAAGUUAUCCCAGCGGCUCAGAUGCUUCGGGGGACUCGGAUUCCGCUGCGAAACGCAAGAGCGCCAAGAAGAGUACCAAGAAGACCGCAAAGAGCUCUGACAGCAAGAGCUCUGAUAGCACCGACGACAGUAGCGAGAGCGAGGAGGAGAAGGUGGUUCCACGGAAGGGGCGCAAACGACCCUCCAAAAAAGCGUUGAAUGACAGCUCGAGUGAUUCAGACAGCGAGUAUGAAGCACCGGUCAGAAAAACGGACUCAACCAAAAAGUUUAAGAGAAUAAAAACAGACGAGGACACCAAGAGAAUGGAUGCCAAACGGAAGGAACGUCAACGCAAACUCGCUGAACUGGUGCAGAAGAGAAAGCAAGGCGUCUCCAGGCAGAACCGAAGGCGUCGGGCUUCACCUGGGGAUUCAGAGGAUGAGGAGCCGGAGAAAUCCGCGGAGGCUGGUGAGGAGAAAGAAGGCGAAAAGGACGACAAGAAAAAGGAGGAAGAAGAGAAUAAAGAGAAAGAGGACGACAGUGAGGAGGAGGAUGCAGCCCCCACAAUGAAACGCAGCAGUGACGAGGAGAGCGACGACAGCCUCAAAGACUUCAUAGUGGAAGAUGAGAAGGCGCCGACAGGUGACGAAGCAGAAGACGCAAAGGACAGCCUGCUUGCUCAGCUUCCAUCCCAGUUCAUCACCAAAUCCCCCCUCUUUCACUUUCAAGUGGUGGUGAAGUCUUUCCUGAUCAAUGUUUUAGAUGAAAACUUUCUCGAGUCCCUGUACAGUGGCGAGCGCACCAAGCGUUACGCGCAGGAGAUGAAGGACUCUUUGCUCUACUUUGAUGAGAGACUGGUCCUCCCGCGACUGGAAAACCUGAAGCUGAGGAGCCGUUGGAAGGAGCGCUACAAAGACCGAGUGGAGUGCUACCCCGAGGUGAGCGUCAAGCUCACCGAAAGCGUGAAAAGGUGUGAGGCCUGCGAGCUCGACCGCACCGGGCGUUUCAACGUGACGCUCUCCGGCCAGCUGUACCACGCGAAAACAUUGCUGGAGGACCAGUUUAUGCCCGAAGACAAGCAGCGCUUCUGCGUGGGCUCUGUUUGCGCCAACCGAACUGAGGUGUACCACGCACUCAAGCACUUCAAGUACCACCUGUUCGUGGGAUGCCGCAAGAUGAUUGAGGAACACACUAAGAAAAUGAAGGAUGGAGGAGAGCAGGGGGAGAAGGGGGAGGAGGAGGAGCCGGUCAAAGAGACUGUGAAGAAAGUGUUUGCCUCCCUGCUUCAGAACGGCUGGAUUAACGAGCAAUACGACAGUCUGCAAGAGCAUCUCAACAAGGCAGACUUUUUCCAAGAAGAGAAGUUGGAUUGAAUUGUCAUUAAUGGACGUUUUCUUGUACAUAGGCUUUUGUUUUAAGUGUCCAAAAAGAACUCCUCUCUACAUACACAUACGUCUCUCUGCAUACACACUGAUGACACCCAAAUGUGCUUAACAAGGAUUCCGGUUUGAAAAUGUCUUUUAAAAGUGCGUAACAGCUGUUCAUCAUUUAUGCUUGGAACAUUUAAUACACUUUAGCCAAUAGCAUUUGGUAUUUUAAUGACAAUGAGGUAAUGGUACUCUUUAAAAAACCUUUCAUAAUUAAUGAACUGUCCUUUUCAUUUAUAUAUAACAUUACCGAAUGUAGGAAGGGUAAUCCAGUACAUUUUCUCUUUAUUAAAAAUGAUUCCUUAAACACA
This is a messenger RNA of Engraulis encrasicolus (European anchovy), 2639 nucleotides long. RefSeq names its product coiled-coil domain containing 82 (gene ccdc82). The record is from RefSeq and is a predicted model, not a curated record. Lineage: Eukaryota; Metazoa; Chordata; Actinopteri; Clupeiformes; Engraulidae. Bases 775 to 2274 code for a protein of 499 amino acids. The transcript has a single exon. Gene Ontology annotation, cellular component: nucleus.